ACAGCGAUUUGUGAAAUUACUCUCUCUCUCUCUCUCAGAAUUCUGAAAUAGCCAGGCCGAGGCUAUCUAAUCUAAGAAUACCCCAAAAAUAUAGCCUCUGUAAUUCUUCCAUGAUUGGGUGGUAAUGGCCUAUAUAUAGGAACAAGAAUGUGUGUGUGUGUGUUUGUAUGUGUGGUGCCAUCUUCUGUAUAAGCACAGUUUCCUUGUUCGUUUUGCUUUUCCCGGAAAGUUGAUUCCUUUUUAUCAGAACCCAUGGUUUUCCAUUGAGAAAAAGAAAAGGAUCAUCUUGUGGACACGAAAUUUUUCUGGGUUGCUAACCGAUUUGUUCCGAUCGCGUGAUUUCUACGUGUUCUCAGAGGUUUCUAGUUUCCCUACGACAUUCCCAUCGUUUUUUUCCUGGAUUUUCUCUCUCGUGGGUUGCGCAAUAGUGGGGAGUACCGUGGAAUUUCUCGACGAUUACAUGUCAUUUUCCGGGAGAAUAAAUAUACGCGAUGAUUUUGGGGGGUUUUUCGCUUCUUGAUUUGCUUUGACUCGUCGCGACUCGUUUGCGUUGUUGUGCUUUGAGUUUUCGUCAAGGUUGUGGAAAGAAGAUUGAGUUUCCCUGUUUCUGGCUUUCUUGAGAAAAUAUCGCCGGAAUCCUCGUUUUUCCGGUGAAGGCUUUGAAUUGACGCCAUUCCAGCCCUGUUUCUCUGAUUUUUAGACAGAUAAGGAAAGUUCUAGAGAGAGAAAUCAAACUUCCUUUCAUCUUUCGUGAAAUAUCCGUUCACGGUCAAAAGAAUAGAGCUCUCUCUCUCUCUCUUCCUCUUCCAAGAGGCAAAGGAAAUUCCCACACUUUCUUUCCCUGCUCUUCCCCUGUUUUUCCUUCCAUUUCAGGGUUUUGAGAGAGAACUGGUAAAUUCCAUCUCUCUCUCAGAUAUGAUUCUGGACAAAGGCUCAAUCCAAUCAAACCUCGAGCGCUUCCUCGAUUGCACAACACCAGUGGUCCAGUCCCAGUUUCUAUCCAAGAGUGAGAUCAGAAACCUCAAUAGGCUUUGGCACCCUUGGGAAAGGGAAAGAGUUGAAUAUUUUACUUUGGCUGAUCUUUGGAAUUCUUACGAUGAAUGGAGCGCUUAUGGCGCUGGAGUCCCAAUUUCUUUGGACAAUGACGAAACCCUUGUCCAGUACUAUGUUCCUUAUCUCUCUGCCAUCCAAAUCUUCACCAGCAAUUCGUCCUUGAACGGUCUGAGGGAAGAUGCUGAUUCAGUUUCUGAGACUAGGGAUUCGUUUAGCGAUUCCUUCAGCGACGAGAGUGAAAGUGAGAAGCAAUCGAGAUGGGAUGGAUGUUCAUCGGAGGAUGGAGGGUGCGAUCAGGAGAGUCUCUGGCACCUGAAUGAUAGACUGGGUUACCUCUAUUUUCAAUAUUUCGAGCGAUCCACUCCCUAUGGAAGAGUUCCUCUCAUGGAUAAGAUCAGCGGAUUGGCUCAAAGAUAUCCUGGAUUGAUGUCGCUAAGAAGUGUGGAUCUUUCCCCGGCUAGUUGGAUAGCAGUUGCUUGGUACCCGAUUUACCACAUUCCAAUGGGGAGGACCAUAAAGGACCUGUCGACAUGCUUCCUCACGUACCACACCCUUUCAUCUUCUUUUCAAGAUAUGGACCUGGAAGAUGACACGGGGGCUGCCGAAAGGAAGAGAAAGGAGGGGGAAGGGAUCUUGCUUCCUCCAUUUGGCUUGGCCACAUACAAGAUGCAAGGAAAUGUGUGGGUCUCGGGCAAAGGCGGGAAGGACCAGGAGAGGCUGGUGUCGCUUUUGAGCGUGGCCGAUUCCUGGCUAAAGCAGCUUAGGGUCCAGCACCAUGACUUCAACUACUUCACCGGGAUUACUUCACCGGGAUUCGUCGUGGCUGAGAAACCACACAAGCAUCAUGAUCACUCCAACCCCACCCGAAUUCGGCUUUAACCUCUAGAAUCCCCCUCUGUUUUUGGCCUUUGGUUUUGUGUUACUAAAUUUGGAGGAGUGGCCUUAAAAAAUUUCAAGUUUGAGCAUAGCAAACUGACUUACAUACACAGCCCAAACUGUCUGUGGGAUUUGGUUUUAUCACAAGGCUUGUUUGAAUCAUCAGAGUGGAGACUCUUUCCUGACUCAGACUCUCUGAGCUGUUAAUGGCCAUUGCAAGAGUUUCUGUUUUUUGUGUAGAAAUGAGACUUGUGGAUUGUUAGAUUAGUUAGAAGCGGAUGAAUGGAGAGGAAAAAGCCCCCGAGGCUCUGAAACUGUGAUUUCUCGUCAGUGGUGUAUUUCAUUUCUGAUCACUCUAUGGUAUCCUUUUGUACAUUACUGCA
Molecule: messenger RNA, 2312 nt
Organism: Diospyros lotus (date-plum)
Lineage: Eukaryota; Viridiplantae; Streptophyta; Magnoliopsida; Ericales; Ebenaceae
Exons: 6
Coding region: 916-1932 (338 amino acids)
Source: RefSeq, a predicted model, not a curated record